Molecule: messenger RNA, 3627 nt
Organism: Pygocentrus nattereri (red-bellied piranha)
Lineage: Eukaryota; Metazoa; Chordata; Actinopteri; Characiformes; Serrasalmidae
Product: polycomb group RING finger protein 3
Exons: 10
Coding region: 217-966 (249 amino acids)
Biological process (GO): regulation of transcription by RNA polymerase II
Cellular component (GO): PRC1 complex
Source: RefSeq, a predicted model, not a curated record
CAUCGCGGCCCGGUGGCUUCGGCCUCUUUCGGAAGCGUUCGGCAAAUUUCGCCUCUUUGUUUUACUGAUAGUGGAUUUAACUCGGAUUCAAGCCCCGAUAUCCGACGGAGUGCUCCGCUCAGAAACAGGUGUGUGAGCAGCAGUCCAGGAUGCAGAGUUAAUACUGGCCUCAAUCUGCUAGAAGAAGCCUGGCUGCCCAUUCUCUGCAGUAAACACAUGGCGGCAUUAGGGAACCCAGAGAUGCUCACGAGAAAGAUCAAACUGUGGGACAUUAAUGCCCACAUUACAUGUCGCCUGUGUGAAGGGUACCUGAUCGAUGCCACCACAGUCACUGAGUGUUUACACACAUUCUGCCGGAGCUGUUUAGUGAAGUAUCUGGAAGAGAACAACACGUGCCCCACGUGUAGGAUUGUCAUUCACCAGAGCCACCCACUGCAGUAUAUCGGCCAUGACCGAACAAUGCAAGACAUCGUCUACAAGUUGGUGCCAGGCCUGCAAGAAGCGGAGUUAAAAAAGCAGAGAGAUUUCUACCAGAAGCUGGGCAUGGAGGUACCAGGUGACAUCAAAGGAGAGUUGUGCAACAUGAAGCCCCAUCUGGACUCCCAACGCAAUGGUGAUGUGAAAUCAGAGGACGUAGCCAAUAAGGAUGGAGAAGAGAAACCAGAAGAGGAUAAUGAUUAUCAUCGCAGUGAUGAACAGGUGAGUAUCUGUCUGGAGUGUAACAGCAGUAAGCUGCGUGGACUGAAGCGUAAAUGGAUCCGAUGUUCGGCCCAGGCUACUGUCCUCCACUUGAAGAAAUUCAUCGCCAAGAAGCUCAACUUGACCUCCUUCAACGAGCUGGACAUUUUAUGCAAUGAAGAAAUCUUGGGCAAGGACCACACUUUGAAAUUUGUUGUGGUGACAAGAUGGAGAUUUAAGAAAUCCCCCCUACUCCUGCAUUACAGACCCAAAAUGGAUUUGCUGUAGUUGGACAAAAAUGGUUGUUUUUGGCCCGGUGGCCCAGGACUGUGCAACACUCACUAUUUAUGCAGAGACUAUCAAUGCCCGCACCAAACAGACCCCUAUCCCAGGAGUCGAACCAGACACGAGCCAGCAAACAACGGAAACCAGCUCAGUUACUGCUACACUGGCGGCUUAGCCAAGCAACUGCAGGCUUUUUCCUUUUUUUUUUCCUUUUACUGUUCGUCCACUACGUCCUAGAUAUGUGAAGACCGAGAGAGAGAGAGCAUAUAUUUAUACUUUUGUACAGAAGAGAGAGACACACAAACUCGAGACACUACUGGUGCUCUGUUUACACGCAAAACAACAAACAAACCGAUGGGACGAGAGUUGGCCGAACAGUUUUUAAAUUUUUUUUAAAAAUAAAUAUACAUGAACGCACAUCGCUCCCACUGGCGAUAGCGUCCCGUCACGCUCUUCACUGGAGAGCAAGAGGAGGAGCUUUUCACGGUUUGCUCUCUUUCAGGUCUCGACAUCUCAACACAGGCUUGGGAGCACACAUGAACUAUAAGAAUCCAACAACAGACAUUUCAGUUGUGAAUCGUCUCAGAGCAUUUUUUUUUUUCCUUUUCUUUAUUGCGUCACUGAAAGUGGAAUUGUGAAUAAGCAAAUUUUGUGUAGUAAUUUAUGUUCUAUUUACAAGUAUUGUACAUAAAAAAUUGUUACAGCAACGCAAGAGAGAUAAGAAGAGUUGAUGAUGGAUGAAUUGUAAAAAUGAGCGUGCGAGCGUGAGUGCGAGAGAGAUUUUAAUGAUAGACUGUUCACAAAGGUGCAUUUUUAAAACUUGUGUAUUUCAGACUGCAGAUAUGUGGCUCUAUAGGGACACAGAAAAUACAGAUUAAUUAUGACUUGCAUAGUCAGAUUCUAUAUCAUAAUGUGGCCCUCACAGCGGAGGGCAUGAUUUUAUCUCACUAAAAGGAAAAGAAAAAAAAAGUCUCCUUGUGUAAUUGAAGGGGAUGUUUCAGUACAUGAGUGUGAAAGCAGCAGUGAUAUAAAUCAGAAGCAAUUCUGAAAUGACAAAGUGCUUUUAAACCAUUCUCCCAAGUUACUAAUUAGCAACUGCAAAGCUAUUAAAUUUGUGUAAUGAUGAACUGUUAACUAGACGUAUUAGUCAUGUGGAAAUGUAAUCACUCUCUUCAAAUGAACACUGCCCACAUUAAAGAACUAGUUCAGCAAGAAAUCAAGUUUCUGUAAUUUUCCACUAACCCCAAAUGCAGUCAGCCAAGACAUGUUUGGUGUCUGAAUUUUUCUUUUAGUUUAGAACUGGAGCAUGCAAACAAUGGAAGUCAAUAGUCACCCAAACAGCUUGUGUAAAUGCAUGCCCAAAACUUCUCUCAACCUGCUCAAACUGUGUUCCAGAUUUGAAUUUGGGUCACACAGAAAAGCUGAUGCGGUUUGGAACACGGUAUAAAUCUCUGCAAAAGCGGGACAGUCAUUUUGAAUCGCUUCUUUCCUGAAUGCAGUUUGCCAUGUUUCAUGUAAUUUGACCAGAAACGAGCAUAACGGAAUUUACAACACGUACGCUUAUCCGCGUAAUUUGAAGUGAAUAUAUGACUUUGGCGUGUAUUUUUGGAUGCAGUUUUAGUGAUAACUGAUGUCCAGUGUUUGGAAGCACCAUUAGCCUAGCAGAUCCAGUUCUAAACCAAAGAAGCAAACAUGUCUUGGUUGAUCGAUUGCGUUUGGAGUAUGUUGGAAAUCAUGUAUUUGAUUUAUCACCAAACUAUUCCUUUUAGAAGCAGUAGCCUGUUGUGGACAUAUUUGGGCUGCUGCUUUAAACAUUUCUACACAUUCCUUAGAUUCAGACAUAACACAGCACAGAAAUCAAGACUGCAUCCCUGCAUCCGUCCCCCUUUUUUUUUCUUUUUUUUGUCUGUUCCACCUAGUCUUAGAACCAUAUAUGCAAUACAUAGGCUUUAUCACUUAACAAAAGAGAUGUUAAAAAAAUGUAGGCCUACACAGAAGCUUUAGUAGCCCACUCCUCUACCGAACGAAUGUAUCCCACAUGGCCAUCCAUAUGUACAGUUGCACCUCUUAUGUUUUUUGCUACCUUUAGUGCCAAAGGCUUAAGAACACCGUUCAGGCUUCAUGUUUUCUUCUCUAUGGCAAGCUGUGUGGAAGGCAAAGCAGAAACAUCACAAUUUGUGCAAAUGUGAUCGACAUGCACCAGAUAAGAAUUUUCAGACCGAUCAGUAAUCCGAAAAUGUCUCGUCGAUAGUCACCAUUUUUCUUUUGUAGUGUCUUAAAUGAACAAUUUAUUACAAAUUGUUUCUUUUUAUUUCUAAGCGGAGCCCUCAUUGAAUAUAUGGACAUGUCCAUAUACAUUUGGAUUGCUGUACAAGUUCCAUAGCUGUCUCCUGCAGUUCUAAAGGGCUCUCUUUGUAACAGUACUUGCAGUUUCCUUUCAACUCCUCAGUGAAGAAAUAUAUAUAUCUCAAUCAAGAAGAAAGUUUUGAUAUUGAACUACGUAACUGAUUUUUACGAAAACUUUGCCUCCUUUGUGGUAUGGAAAAGAACAACUUGGUAGACAACAAAGUAGUUUGAAGAAAAUAAAACAAAACAAACAAAAAAAAACAAACAAACAAAAAAAUGAGGUCUUGUAGCUGCUUGUUAUAUCUGUCUACUUUCACA